AUGAUACACGUUUCAAUUGUCACAGGAGCUUCAAGAGGAAUCGGAAAAGCAAUUGUCGAUUCCAUUUUACAAACACCCGGAGCUAAAGUCGUCGCCAUUGCGAGGUCACAAACUACCCUUCAAUCAUUGAAAGAUAAAUAUGGCAAAGACAGUUUUGACUUUGUUGCCGGUGAUGUGACUGAUGAAAAUACUGCGCAAAAGGCAAUCGACGUGGCACUCACCCAGUUUGGACAAAUUGACUCGAUUGUAGCCAAUGCUGGGGUAUUAGAUCCAGUCGGCGCUAUCAAUAACACCUCAAUUGACGAUUGGAAAAAGUUGUACGAUGUUAACUUGUUUUCUAUCGUGCAAUUGAUACAACUUAGCUUGUCCGAAUUGAAGCGAACCAAGGGCAAUGUCGUUGCCGUCAGUUCUGGAGCCGCCACCAAGGUCUACAGUGGAUGGUAUGCGUAUGGAAGCUCGAAAGCAGCGUUGAACCACCUCAUUGCUUCAUUGGCAGCAGAAGAGCCAUCCAUCCAAGCCAUUUCAGUUGCACCCGGAGUUGUCGACACCGAGAUGCAGCAAGAUAUUAGAGAGAAAUUUGGCUCCAAUAUGAGCAAAGAGGGGUUGCAAAGAUUUAUCGAUUUGCAUGAGAAGAAGCAAUUGGUUCCUCCAGAGGAGCCAGGUAGAGUGUAUGCCAACUUGGCUUUGAAAGGGUGGCCGUCUGAGCUCAACGGACAGUUUCUUCGAUACAAUGAUGAGAAACUCGUUAAAUAUCAGUAA
Messenger RNA from Lodderomyces margitis, 759 nucleotides. Its product is annotated as sepiapterin reductase family protein. Gene Ontology annotation, cellular component: intracellular anatomical structure. Lineage: Eukaryota; Fungi; Ascomycota; Pichiomycetes; Serinales; Debaryomycetaceae. The coding region runs from base 1 to 759 and encodes 252 amino acids. The transcript has 2 exons. The record is from RefSeq and is a predicted model, not a curated record. Gene Ontology annotation, molecular function: oxidoreductase activity, acting on NAD(P)H, oxygen as acceptor.